AUGCAAGCAGCAGCUAAGGCAGCAGCAACUGCUGCAGCAGCACCUUCUGAUGCUGCCUCUAAAGCUGCUGCAGCAGUAGCAGGGAGAAACAGCAACAACAGCAGCAAGCAGCGGCAUCGGACUAAGAGGGGUAGCGGCAGCAGCAGCAGCAACAGCAGCAGAGCUGCAGCAACCGUGAAGAUAGGAGCAGCAGGGCAAGACACUGCUGCAACGGCGGGAGACGCAGCAGCAGCAGCAGCAGAUGCAGCAGCAGCAGAUGCAGCAGCAGCUGCAGCAGCAGCUGCAGCAGCAGCUGCAGCAGCAGCAGGAGUAUAG
Molecule: messenger RNA, 315 nt
Organism: Eimeria acervulina
Lineage: Eukaryota; Apicomplexa; Conoidasida; Eucoccidiorida; Eimeriidae
Exons: 1
Coding region: 1-315 (104 amino acids)
Source: RefSeq, a predicted model, not a curated record